AUGUUUGCAUUGGUCAGAAGCGCUUUAAAUCAUCCUGGAAGCGGCCUGGAAGGAGCACAAUCCUGGGGUGAGUUUGUGGACGCGCUGGUGCUGGUGGUGGUCCCUUUGAACUCCUCUGCUGGGUCCAAUCGCGCGCGGGUCUGGACUGCCUCUGGAGCGAAAAAGAAGCGCGACUACAAGCGGCUAUUCCAGAGGAAAUGGGCACAAACAGAAGAGAUGAGAAAACGCGUCCAAAAUAAAAUAAAUCCGUUGGAGAUGGCGGCGGUGCUCCCUCUGCUCCCGCGUCCCUGUCUCGCCCAAACACUUCUCUCUCUCGGAUUUCUGCCUCGCUCCUCGCGUCUCACCGUCAGUCAGCUGGAACCAACACGGGCCACGGGCGUGACGUCAGCGCUCACGGGGAAAGGCUCCGUGGGGGCGGGGUUCAUUUGCAUACAUGAGGCACGCCCCCUCCCUCCUCUUCCUCCCCUCCCUCCCCUCCCUCCCCCGUCCUGCACUUUCUCUGGAGUGGAGUAA
Molecule: messenger RNA, 513 nt
Organism: Knipowitschia caucasica
Lineage: Eukaryota; Metazoa; Chordata; Actinopteri; Gobiiformes; Gobiidae
Source: the annotation of a GenBank genome assembly